GCAGGACUGCUCCAUCCAUGCAACUGCACUAUGGAUCCUUGUUACAACCAUACAAGCUCUCAAAAAAGGAUGGACUUCCCCCUGCAGCUGCUGGUUGGGUCCUGCCUCACCAUCCUCAUCGUGAUUACUCUCUGUGGUAACAUCAUCGUCUGCCUGGCCGUCACCCUGGACCGCCGGCUCCGCAGCCUGACGAACUGUAUCAUUGUCUCCUUGGCCAUCACUGACCUGCUGCUGGGCCUCCUGGUGCUGCCGUUCUCUGCCUUCUAUGAACUUGCCAAAGAAUGGCCCUUCGGCAGCACCUUGUGCAACAUCUACACCAGCCUGGAUGUCAUGCUGUGCACGGCUUCCAUCCUCAACCUCUUCAUGAUCAGCCUGGAUCGCUACUUUGCCGUCACCACCCCACUCCGCUACAGCCAGCUCGUCACUCCCUCCCGGGUGGCUGUGGGCUUGGCUGUUAUUUGGACGGUUUCACUGAUGGUUUCCUUCCUACCCAUUCACCUGGGCUGGAACACCAAUGGCACAGCAGUCCAAAACACAGUCCCCAACUGCAACAGGGAGUGCACGCUGGAGGUGAACCCCGUGUAUGGGCUAGUGGAUGCGUUGCUCACCUUCUACAUCCCUCUGGUCAUUAUGUGCAUUACCUACUACCGGAUAUUCAAGAUAGCAAGGGAGCAAGCCAAGAGGAUAAACCACACAUGGUGCUGCAGCAGCAACACCCACAUGCCGCCCAUGGUGAGGGAGCACAAAGCCACCGUGACACUAGCAGUGGUGAUGGGAGCAUUCAUCGUGUGUUGGUUCCCCUAUUUUACAGUGUUCACAUACCGGGGGAUGUGGGGGGACAGCAGGGUGAAAGGCACACCCAUGUCCAUUGUCCUCUGGCUGGGCUACGCCAACUCAGCCCUGAACCCCAUCCUCUAUGGGACACUCAGCAGGGAUUUCCGGGCGGCUUACCAGCACUUGCUGCACUGCUGGAGGACUGGGGGCCCCAGGAGCUCCGACCUGCCUCCCUCCCAGAAGGCCCAUUCCAGGGGCAGGAACUGCAGGCAGAGCCAGGGCAGGCAGGAGGGUAAACCCCUGAGACUGGAGAUGAGGAACGGGAAGGGGAUCUUGCUGACCGAUGGAGCCCUCAAGAGGUAA
Messenger RNA from Melopsittacus undulatus (budgerigar), 1137 nucleotides. RefSeq names its product histamine receptor H2 (gene HRH2). Gene Ontology annotation, biological process: positive regulation of vasoconstriction; chemical synaptic transmission; G protein-coupled receptor signaling pathway, coupled to cyclic nucleotide second messenger. Lineage: Eukaryota; Metazoa; Chordata; Aves; Psittaciformes; Psittaculidae. The coding region runs from base 31 to 1137 and encodes 368 amino acids. Gene Ontology annotation, cellular component: dendrite; plasma membrane. Gene Ontology annotation, molecular function: histamine receptor activity; neurotransmitter receptor activity; G protein-coupled serotonin receptor activity. The transcript has a single exon. The record is from RefSeq and is a predicted model, not a curated record.